CACAGGGAAGGGUAAAGUUUAGUGGGUCCUGGUUAUAAAGCGCCCUGGCCAUCCUUGGCAGAGCUCGCGAUUUAACCACUGGUUAGCUUCAGUGCAGGACCCCCGAGGGACGCACCUCCAGGAUGUCUCGGCUGGUGGAGUGUGUCCCCAACUUCUCCGAGGGCAACAACCAAGAGGUCAUCGAUGCAAUUGCCCAGGCCAUCUCCCAGACCGCAGGCUGUGUCUUACUGGAUGUAGAUGCAGGCCCUUCCACCAACCGGACAGUGUACACCUUUGUGGGAACCCCUGAAGAUAUCGUGGAGGGGGCCUUGAAGGCUGCUCGGGUAGCUUUCCAGCUCAUUGACAUGACCAAACACAAAGGUGAACAUCCCCGAAUGGGUGCCCUCGAUGUCUGCCCCUUCAUCCCAGUGAAGAAUGUUACCAUGGACGAGUGUGUGUUGUGUGCCCGCACCUUUGGCCAGCAACUGUCACAGGAGCUCAGGGUGCCAGUUUAUUUGUACGGAGAAGCAGCUCAGCAGGACCAGAGGAAAACAUUGCCUGCAAUCCGAGCAGGCGAAUAUGAAGCUCUGCCUGAAAAACUCAAGAAGGCUGAGUGGGCUCCUGAUUUUGGUCCCAGCACCUUCAUGCCCACAUGGGGGGCCACAGUCACAGGGGCCCGGAAUUUCCUUAUUGCAUUCAAUAUCAACCUUAUCUGUACCAAAGAGCAGGCCCAUCGGAUUGCCCUGAACAUCCGGGAGCAGGGACGGGGGAAGGACCAGCCUGGGAGGCUAAGAAAGGUUCAGGGCAUAGGCUGGUACCUGGAUGAGAAGAACAUUGCACAGGUGUCCACCAACCUUCUGGAUUUCGAAAUCACUGCCCUCCACACGGUAUAUGAGGAGACCUGCAAAGAUGCCCAGGAGCUGAAUCUGCCAGUUGUGGGCUCUCAGCUGGUGGGCCUGGUCCCUCUGAAGGCCCUUCUCGAUGCAGCAGAGUUUUAUUGCAAGAAGGAAAGCCUCUUCAUUCUGGAGGAGGAGCACAAAAUCCGACUGGUGGUGAACCGGCUGGGCCUGGACUCGCUGUCCCCCUUUCAUCCAAAGGAGCGCAUUAUCGAGUACAUGGUUCAGGAUGGCGCGAUGACGGGGAGCUUAGGCUCAAAGUCGCUUCGUGCUUUUGUCCAGGACGUUGGGGCCCGCUCUGCCGCUCCUGGGGGUGGCUCUGUGGCUGCAGCCGUGGCCGCUAUGGGGGCAGCACUGGGCUCUAUGGUGGGGCUGAUGACCUAUGGAAAACGGCAGUUUGAGCACCUGGACCCAGCCAUGAGGAGGCUCAUUCCCCCCUUUCAUCAAUCAAUGAAGGAGUUGCUAGUAAUGGUGGACACGGAUGCAGAAGCCUUCAGUGGCUACAUGGAAGCAAUGAAGAUGCCCAAAAACACACCCGAGGAAAAGGAAAGGCACACGGCUGCCAUGCAGGAAGGGCUGAAAAGGGCCAUUGGGGUCCCCUUGGGCCUGGCUCAGAAAGUGAAUACCCUGUGGCCAACUUUGAGGGAGAUGGCGCUUUAUGGGAACCUGGCAUGCAAAUCGGACCUGCAGGUGGCCACCAAAGCUUUAGAAACAGGCGUUUUUGGGGCCUAUUUUAAUGUUCUCAUCAAUCUAAAGGAUAUAAGUGAUGAACAAUUUCGGAGACAGAUGCAUGAAAAAAUUUCUCACCUCCUGGAUGAAGCUCAGAGCAAUGCUGACUCUGUGCUGGAGUGCCUGGCAGCUCGAACAGAGUGAAGAACCUGGCACCAUCUGGGGGAGAGCACAGCAACCUGCCCCAUUGCUCCAUCCAUCUAUCCAUCUCUUCACCUACCCACCCACCCACCCACCCACUCACCCAUUGAUC
Molecule: messenger RNA, 1857 nt
Organism: Trichosurus vulpecula (common brushtail)
Lineage: Eukaryota; Metazoa; Chordata; Mammalia; Diprotodontia; Phalangeridae
Gene: FTCD
Product: formimidoyltransferase cyclodeaminase
Exons: 14
Coding region: 123-1748 (541 amino acids)
Molecular function (GO): transferase activity; folic acid binding
Source: RefSeq, a predicted model, not a curated record